UAUUUUACAGGAGCUUAACUAAAUCAAUCCUUUGAGGGUUGAAUUUUAUGUAGCAGAUUUGUCUCGUACGUGGUGUCUAUGGUAACGUCACCAUGACUCCUUUCGAUAAAACAUUUUUUUACUUUAACGAAGGAAACGCAGAAACAAGGAGCUUUUGCUGAUAUUAUCGGAGACGAAACUUAUUCAGAGCAAGAGUGGACGGUGUGCGAGAAGAAGAAAUGUAUUUGGUGGAGCGGAAAAAUUUGGACCGCCCGAUACAAAAAUUUCGUCAAGGCACUACGCCGAUGAACAGACAGGCGAUGAAUCCUGUGAGUCACUUAGUUCUCUGAAGGAAUCGGGUGCCACCUGGUGACUAAAGUUGACAGCACAGAGUGGAGGGGUGGAUAUUUGCAGACAAGCUAGUACAAGAGGCGGGAGAGAUCCCCGCGUGUUGCCGAGGCAAGGACGCCAGUCGGUGGCUACGUGCGGGGUUCUGAACGUCGGAGUAACAGAGUGCGCUGAAAUGUCGGGGACUCCGCGGGACGACCAGAUUUCUGUGCACUUAAACUUGCGUAGAGAAACUUCCAAAACGUAACAUUCGUCAGCGCGCGUUUGCAGAAAUCAGCCUUUGACACAUUCCCCCGUCAGGCGAAUUCCUUGGUUACCAAGGAAACGGAUACGAGAUGUUUAGUUUCUUCAAAAAAUUCAAACAAGUGACGGAUGCGAACAGUGACGGUAAAGGGGAUAAGGAUAAGACAGGUGCAUCGCCCGUUACUCCCACGAGAACGAAGGAUAAAGGAGUCAACCGGGAACAGGAACUGGUGAGCAGCUGUUACGACACCAGGAGAACUGAUUUAGCUGUGAGUACCGGAACAAAGAGGAAAGAUACAGAACGCAGAAGUGGCGAGGUGAGAGAGAAGUCCUCGGUCCAUCAGCGAGGUAACAAGAAAGAAUCGGUGACGGUGAAGGCCAGCGAUAGCAAAGUACCCGUUCGUGAGACGUGUACGACAAAGGUCAUGGGCGGUGUAGCGGCGACAAUGACCUGGUCAGACGACACGGGCGAUAUUGGCAGGGACGUAGACUUGGCAAUGUCUGAGGCCACCUCCCACACGAACGCAGAGACCAGCCAGGACAAGGAGAAAUCGCAACACGAGGUGGCAGGGACACUGACAGCUGGCAACCAGAGAAACGUCUUUGUGUCGCGGGUAACCCCGGUCGAAAUGGGAGUCGUGACACAAGUCGACGAAGCUACGCCAAGGGUACCCGAAUCUGCGAGCUCAUCCGCUUCUCAGGGGAAAUCCACGGCGUCCGGGAGGCAAGUGGGACAGGCGGAAAGCGAAAAGAGGAGUCUUGUGAAUCAGGAGGCCCGGUUUCAAGAACAGUUGGCCGAACUUACUGCGCAGUUGACCGCGAGAGACAACGAGUCACACAAACUGCGAUACCAGAUGGAGGACCUACAGAGAGACGUUCUCAUUAAGAGUUCUGGGAUGGACAGAUUGCAAGCUGAGCUGGAAGCAGCACACAAAGAAUCAGACUGCGUGCGGCGAAGACUGCGUCAGCUGGAGGAAGACCUGGGAACUUUCAAGGAGAAGAACAGAGAGCUUCAAGAUGAGCUACAGAAGAAAGCAGAGGAAAUACAGUCCUCUUCUGACAGUGACAGCGACGAUGACAAUGAGAGAGUCGCAGAACUGGAGUCCAAAGUCAAGGAGCUGGAGGAGAAAGUUCAGCAACUCCAGUCUCAGCUGGAAGAGGUGUGCAUGGAACGAGACAAACUGGAACAGGCUAGGGCAGAAAUGGAGGCAGAUCGAGAGGAGGAGAUAAAGAUCAUAGAAAGGGUAAGAGCGCAGUCGUGUUUCAUGAAAGGAUGA
Zootermopsis nevadensis is the source of this 1847-nucleotide messenger RNA. Lineage: Eukaryota; Metazoa; Arthropoda; Insecta; Blattodea; Termopsidae. The record is from RefSeq and is a predicted model, not a curated record.